CUGUCAUUAAAAGGAUCCACAUCUCUCUGCGAUAUUGUGUGUAAUCUCUCAGAAUUAUUUGUAUUUUGCAUCGUUGACAUAUGGUCGCUAGAGAGAGUGUGAGACGUGGGACUUGAGAAAAUCGCAAAUUACGAGAUUAUGGAGAAACAUAUAAAGUCGCUAUUGGAGGAAAAUGGCAAAUCACAGUUGUUUGGUAUACUGGUUGCUGUGUUUGCUAUUAUUGUAACGUUAGUUUUAUUUGCAUUCUGGCGCAAAAGAAGGGGGGCAGGUCAUAAUAUCCUUUUAACAGGUCUCAGUGAUAGUGGGAAAACAUUGGUCUAUGCGAGAUUAUUAUGUUCUAAAUUUGUCAAGACAUAUACAUCUGUUAAGGAAAAUGUAGGAGAUAUUGCAAUCAAUAAUAGUUCUCUGAGAAUAGUGGAUAUUCCUGGAGAUGAGCGACUGCGCAGCAAGUACUUUGAAAAGUACAAAUCAUCUGCCAGAGGUCUGGUUUAUGUGAUUGAUUCAGUGACUAUUCAGAAGGAGAUUAGAGAUGCAGCUGAAUAUCUGUAUAAUGUGUUAUCAGAUUCUAAUAUACAGAGAGUUCCCAUUCUUAUAUUAUGUAAUAAACAGGAUCAAACUAUGGCCAAGGGAUGCAUGGUGAUAAGAGCAAUGUUAGAAAAGGAAAUAAAUCUGCUACGAAUGACAAAGACUAGUCAGUUAGAAGCCACAGAUGCAUCUUCAGCCAAUGUCUUCCUAGGAAAACAGGGAAAAGAUUUCGAAUUUUCUCAUUUGGAUUCACACAUUGAUUUUGCAGAAUCAUAUGCAUUUAAUAAAGAUUCUCAAACAUCAGCCGAUAUCGAGGAACUUAACAAGUGGUUACAUAAGAUUAUCUAAUAAUGUAAACCAGAUUUUGUUAAAUAUAAAUUAUUCGUUUGUAAACAA
Cataglyphis hispanica is the source of this 921-nucleotide messenger RNA. It is a transcript of the gene SrpRbeta, whose product is annotated as signal recognition particle receptor subunit beta. Gene Ontology annotation, cellular component: Golgi apparatus. The transcript has 4 exons. Gene Ontology annotation, molecular function: GTP binding. The record is from RefSeq and is a predicted model, not a curated record. Gene Ontology annotation, biological process: protein localization to organelle; Golgi to plasma membrane protein transport; intracellular protein transport. Lineage: Eukaryota; Metazoa; Arthropoda; Insecta; Hymenoptera; Formicidae. The coding region runs from base 139 to 873 and encodes 244 amino acids.